AUGGCCGCCGUACUCCCUCCCACCCAGGCGCCAUCAAAGGACGACUACGCUGGCGACGAGAUCAAUGCUCUUGUGCUCGACCCAGGCAGCUACACGACACGCGCCGGCUUUGCAGGAGAAGAUACGCCCAAGUCAGUCACACCGACACAUUACGCUCUUUCCAAGUCUGGCGAGCACAUAUUCGGCGAGAAUGCCAUUCAUCUUCCACGCGGCGAUGUAGAGAUAAAGAACCCAUUCAGUUCAGACGGUCUGGUGGAGGACUGGGACACUGCCGCCAAGCUGUGGGAGUACGCCAUCACAUCUCGCUUGACCGGCGCGAGGCAGACACCACCAAGCAAAAAUGGCCUCAAUGACGAUCCGGUAAAAGAUGGCGAGGGCGAUACAGCAAUGGUGGAGGAUAUGGAGAAGAUGGAGGACGAGGAGCAAAGUAGGACGUUAGAAGAGUAUCCGUUGCUCAUGAGUGAGCCCGGGUGGAACCCAGUCAAGGCGAGGGAGAAGACAAUUGAGCUGGCCAUGGAGGAGUGGGGUGUUCCUGCUUUCUUCUUGGCAAAGACUGGACAACUGGCUGCAUACGGCAAUGGGAAGGCUACAGCACUUGUAGUGGAUGUUGGACAUCAGAACACCUCAGUCACAGCAGUGUGGGAGGGCAUGGUAUUACGGAAGAGCAUCAUGCACAGCAACAUAGCCUCCUCGUUCCUCUCCGACCAAAUUCGCCACAUGUUCACCACCCAACAAGUCCCUCUAAUCCCACACUAUAUGGUGAAAACCAAACAACCCGUCGACGCCAAAGUCCCCAGCAACGCCACCUACACCAAUUUCGACACUCCACCCCACGCCUCCUUCCGCCGACUAGAAGAAGAACGUGUCCUCACCAGCUUCAAAGAAAGCGUCGUCCAAGCCUGGCCAGGACCCGGUCGUCUAGACUCGAACACCGAUGCCGUGAAGAUGAACCCCGCCCGACCGUUCGAAAUGCCCGAUGGUUGGAACACCGUCUUCGGCCCCGAACGCUUCAAAGUAGCCGAAGGUCUCUUCGAUACUAAAUCCGCUUACCCGGACCCGUCAACCAACUCAACGCCCCCGAAAAGCGACGACUCUAUCCCCUCACUAAUGCACCGCGCCCUCAAUGCCUGCGAUCAAGAUACCAAAGCUCCACUGUUAGGAAAUAUUGUGCUCACGGGCGCUGGCAGUCUGAUCGAAAAGAUGCCAGAGCGAUUGCAGACGGAUUUGCAGGCGCUUUAUCCGAAUCCCAGGGUAAGGGUUAUUGCGAACUCGUCGAGUGUGGAGAGGAAGUAUGGGGCGUGGAUUGGAGGCAGUGUGCUGGGGAGCUUGGGGACGUUUCAUCAGAUGUGGAUUUCUAAGGAGGAGUAUGCGGAGUUUGGGGCGGGGAUUGUUGAGAGGCGGUGUAAGUGA
Molecule: messenger RNA, 1410 nt
Organism: Recurvomyces mirabilis
Lineage: Eukaryota; Fungi; Ascomycota; Dothideomycetes; Mycosphaerellales; Teratosphaeriaceae
Gene: ARP4
Product: NuA4 histone acetyltransferase subunit
Exons: 3
Coding region: 1-1410 (469 amino acids)
Biological process (GO): chromatin remodeling; regulation of transcription by RNA polymerase II
Cellular component (GO): NuA4 histone acetyltransferase complex; SWI/SNF complex
Molecular function (GO): chromatin binding
Source: RefSeq, a predicted model, not a curated record